Molecule: messenger RNA, 1576 nt
Organism: Myripristis murdjan (pinecone soldierfish)
Lineage: Eukaryota; Metazoa; Chordata; Actinopteri; Holocentriformes; Holocentridae
Gene: serpinc1
Product: serpin peptidase inhibitor, clade C (antithrombin), member 1
Exons: 7
Coding region: 162-1520 (452 amino acids)
Molecular function (GO): serine-type endopeptidase inhibitor activity
Source: RefSeq, a predicted model, not a curated record
UUAGAUCUGUGUUGCUGGUCACAUUCUUGUGGUUAAAAUGGCUUCUUGACAGUCAGGAAGGAAGAAGUUUUCAGACUGAGACGCCAUGCCGCUGCUGGCAGAGCUUCCUCUCCGGCUGCCAGACGCCACGCUCAGGUUUUUCAAAUGUGCUCUGUUGCAGCAUGAGGCCGGCUCAUUGGCUGUUGGCUGCGGCCUCGCUGCUCCUGGUCUCCGGCUCCUUCGCCGGCCAGGACAUCUGCAGCGCCAAACCCAGAGACCUGCCGCUGGAGCCGCGUUGCGUCUACCGGAGCCCCGACCCCGAGGACGAGGCCCCGACGGCGACCGAGCCGGAGAAGAUCCCCGAAUCCACCAACCCCCGAGUCUGGGAGCUGUCGCAGGCCAACGGCCGCUUCGCCUUGUCGCUGUACAAGCGGCUGGCUGACAGCAAGCCCAGCGACGCCAACAUCUUCAUGUCACCCAUCAGCGUCUCCACGGCCUUCGCCAUGACCAAGCUGGGCGCCUGCAACGAAACUCUGAAGCAGAUCAUGAACGUGUUUGAGUUCGACACCAUCAAGGAGAAGACGUCCGACCAGGUCCACUUCUUCUUCGCCAAGCUCAACUGUCGUCUGUUCAGGAAGAAGGACGAGAGCACCGAGCUGAUCUCCGCCAACCGGCUCUUCGGGGAAAAGUCGCUGGUCUUCAACGAGACCUACCAGAACAUCAGCGAGGUGGUCUACGGAGCCAAGCUGCUGCCGCUCAACUUCAAGGAGAAGCCCGAGCUGGCCCGGGUCACCAUCAACAACUGGAUCUCCAACAAGACUGAGAACCGCAUCCAGGACACGCUGCCAGAGGGGGCGCUAGACUCCAACACCGUCCUGGUCCUGGUCAACACCAUCUACUUCAAGGGUCAGUGGAAGAGCAAGUUCGACAAAGACAACGUCUUCAAGUCGGACUUCCACGUGAACGAGAACCGCAGCUGCUCGGUCAGCAUGAUGUACCAGGAGGCCAAGUUCAGGUACGCCCACCUGCCGGACGAGAAGGUGCAGCUGCUGGAGAUGCCGUACCGCGGCGAUGACAUCACCAUGGUGAUCAUCCUGCCGGCCCGGGACACGCCCCUCAGCCAGGUGGAGGCGAGCCUGGACCUCAGGAAGCUGAGCGGCUGGCUCGAGGCGAUGAAGGAGACCACGGUGUCGGUGCAAGUCCCUCGCUUCCGGGUGGAGGACAGUUUCAGUCUGAAGGAGAAGCUGCAGGAGAUGGGGCUGAGGGACCUGUUCGACCCGCACAGCGCCAGCCUGCCAGGGAUGCUGGAGGACGACAACAACGAGCUGCACAUCUCAGAUGCUUUCCACAAAGCUUUCCUGGAGGUGAACGAGGAGGGCAGCGAGGCGGCGGCCGCCACCGCCGUGGUCGCCGUGGGACGCUCCAUCAACCUGGACCGAGAAGUGUUCCUGGCCGACCGGCCCUUCCUGCUGCUCAUCAGAGAGGCCAGCAUCAACACCCUGCUGUUCACCGGGAGGCUGGCCGAGCCCUGCAGCCACUGAGCACACACACACACACACACACACACACACACACACACAGUCUGGACUCCCAGGCA